CAGAUGUUGCCCAGUCUUAUAGAUGUUGUUAAUCCAUACUUGUGACAAGCAUUCUUUGGACUGUUGUGAACAGCGUUCUCUUGGAGGAGCUCUUUAUCAUGUGCUUGUUUCAACAGGUGAAACAGACUUGAGCUGAGGAUCAAAGACUACUGCAUGUGAACAUAUCAUGCAGGAAGAAAUGACGAAUGAGGAUGAAACAAAGCAGACCAGCGAAAAAGAACAAGAAGACCUUGUAACAGAUGUUUCAGCUGUUGAUUUUAAGCAUGGACCUGACAAUCUGCUUUCUUCCAGUGUCAGUGGAAGGUCUCUUACCGUGAGCAAUUCUACUCCAGCUAAAGGUGAUGGGAAUGACAACACGAAAUUUAAAGGAGUGAGAUUGCCAUGCAUGCCUUCUCGUGUCCUUCAUCUUCGUCAAAUUCCAGAUAAUGCCACUGAAGCAGAUGUCAUUUCACUAGGGCUCCCUUUUGGCAAAGUAACCAAUGUGCUGAUUCUAAGAGGAAAAAGUCAGGCUUUUUUGGAAAUGGCCUCUGAGGAAAAUGCUAUUAGUAUGGUGAACUACUGCUCUUCUGCUAUACCUCACAUCCACAAUCAGCCUGUGUAUAUUCAGUAUUCCAAUCACAGAGAACUUAAGACUGACAAUAUACCUAGUCAAGCUAAUGCUCAAGCUGCACUGCAAGCUGUGAAUACUGUGCAGUAUGGAAACGUGGCUAUUACAAGUGCUUUUGCUCCUGAAGGUGGGGUCUCUCCAAGUCACAGUUCUGUUCUUCGAAUCAUUGUUGAAAAUCUUUUCUACCCUGUCACUUUAGAUGUGCUGUAUCAGAUUUUCUCUAGGUUUGGAUUUGUCUUGAAGAUUGUCACCUUUACAAGGAAUAAUCAGUUUCAAGCUUUGAUCCAGUAUGCUGAACCAGUGAAUGCAUAUUAUGCCAAAAUGGCUCUGGAUGGCCGAAAUAUCUACAAUGCAUGCUGCACUCUACAUAUUGAUUUCUCAAAGUUAACAAGCCUUAAGGUGAAGUACAACAAUGAGAAAAGCAGAGAUUUCACUCGCUUUGACCUUCCAGCUUCUGACAUCCAACUACCCCUGGAUCCAGCCAUAAUUGCUGCCUUUGGGUCCGAAGGUAUCAUCUUCCAACCACACGUAGGGACUACUGGAUUUGGCCCGUUUGCAUACAUUCCUCAAGGCGCUGUCACCACAUCUGUGGCAUCUGUACGGAUGAGUAACCCAGGUGUUCCAGGAAAUUCUGUUUUACUGGUCAGCAACCUCAACCCUGAGGCCAUCACACCGCAUGGACUUUUCAUCCUAUUUGGUGCCUAUGGCGAUGUGCUUCGUGUGAAGAUCAUGUUUAAGAAUAAGGAAAAUGCUUUGGUUCAGAUGGCAGAUGCAACCCAGGCUCAAAUAGCUAUCAGCAACUUGAAUGGACAGAAGCUUUAUGGGAAGUUCAUGCGUGCAACUCUUUCAAAACAUCAGAAUAUUCAACUCCCUCGUGAAGGAGAAGAUGACAACGGUCUGACGAAGGACUACAGCAAUAGCCCGUUACAUCGCUUUAAGAAGCCUGGCUCGAAGAACUUCCAGAACAUCUUUCCUCCAUCUGCCACUCUACAUCUCUCCAACAUUCCGACUUCUGUUUCUUUUGACGAUAUUAAGAGUCUUUUUGCACGUACUGGAUCUACUGUGAAAGCCUUCAGAUUUUUCCAGAGAGAUUGCAAAAUGGCUCUUAUCCAGCUGGGCUCUGUGGAGGAAGCAGUUCAUGCUCUCAUCGAACUUCACGAUUAUGACCUCGGAGAAAAUCAUCACCUCCGAGUUUCCUUCUCAAGAUCUACAAUUUGACUUUUCUGUGAACAUUCCUUUUAAAACUGCACUGCAGUUUUCUUACUCUCAUCAAAUAGAGACUGAAGUAGCUGUGACCAAUUCUGCUCUUAAAAGAAAAAUCUUGUUCGUACACACAGCAAAGAAUUAGGGGAUAAUCUUUUCUGAUUUCAGCUGCCAGUAUAUGAUCAAAUCUUAUUAUUCAUCAAUAAAAAGAUUAAAUUUCUUUAGAAAUAAUAUUUAUCAUCAUGUUUCCUAUUUUAACUUUACUUUUGAGAAUAUAUGUUGAAUUUUUGUUUCAGAUUAGCCUUAUGAAAUAUUUUAGAGUGCUUUUUCAAUAUACCAAACUGAGAAUGUUUCUAACAAGACAAAUCCACUCUACCCAUAUUGAAUACUGAUUUGAAUGUGAAACAGAGCUUGGCUUUCUUGAAGAAAAAGCCGAGCGCUGGUUGCGAAGGCCCUCUGAACAGUAUUUAUGUUACUAGAGUGUGCGUUCACACUUUGGCAAAUCUUUACAAUAGCUUUUUUAAAGCAUAAACUUUGUGCUGUUCGUAUGGGUUAAAUUAUUAGAGGAAAGGCAGUGCCUUUUCUUAGCGGAGUAAAAGAUGUUUGAGUUUCUCCAAGCUGUGACAUUAGAGUUUUAGCUUGACUUCAUCCUGGAAUGGAAGUUUGAUGUGUUAUUUUACUAUGAAGUGAUAUUGUGUAAUAGUAUUUUGAAGAAAAUAAGAGGAGAAAAUAGUCCUGAUUUCAAAGAGUUUUUUACAUUUCUUUAAAGAAUAAAAUGUUUACAAUCUUAUAGAAAAUAUUCAGGUCUGUGAUGGCUUAACGAAUUUUUAAGAAGUUAUUUUUGGUAAGGUCAUCUUUGGGGAUGAAAAAUUAAACCUCAAGAGUUUUUUGUAUCAAUAUACUUACUGUGUAUUUACUUAAUUUCUUAUUAUGUGCCUUACUGUGUGCUUAUGACACAACAGCUUUGAGUUUUAUCUAAAGUAUCUUGAAAAAUGUAAUGCAGGCUUUUAAAAUUCUUUUUUUUUCUUUUUUUUUUCUUCUUGUAAAUAUUUUCCUAACUGCUACUUUUGUGUUUUCUCCCCUCCUCUCUCUCCCAUCCCCAGUAAUAUUCAAACUUCUAGUCUCUGGUGCUUUAGUGUAGAGAUAAAGUAGAGGUGGAAAUUAAGUUUAAAACAUUAAGUUUAAAGCAGAGUCCUGCAGACCUCUUUGAAUUUAUCUGGUUGCAGUUGUCUGAUACCUUUAUUUGUCAAAAAAAAAAAAAAAAAAAGUUAUUC
This is a messenger RNA of Centrocercus urophasianus (Greater sage-grouse), 3084 nucleotides long. RefSeq names its product polypyrimidine tract binding protein 3 (gene PTBP3). The record is from RefSeq and is a predicted model, not a curated record. Lineage: Eukaryota; Metazoa; Chordata; Aves; Galliformes; Phasianidae. Bases 167 to 1825 code for a protein of 552 amino acids. Gene Ontology annotation, cellular component: nucleus. Gene Ontology annotation, molecular function: mRNA binding. Gene Ontology annotation, biological process: mRNA processing; regulation of RNA splicing. The transcript is spliced from 17 exons.